AUGAAAGGAGUGAGAAGAUCACCAAGGGUAAGUCCGAAGAGUAUAAAAGAAGAUGAUUCACAACAGAUUGAUAAAGAUGUAGACCCAAAAAGGAAGAGAGGGAACAAGAAGUUGUUGCUUGAAGAACGGCAACAGGUUGAAAAAAGAAGAAAGAGCAGAAAUGAAGAACCAGAAGCAGAUUCAGAAGAAGACGAAUCGCAACAAGAGAGUCAAAAAGUGAGAUCAACAAAAAGAAAGAGGGAGACCAAGAAGAAGAAUGAACAAAUACAGGAAGCAACGACAAAGAAGAAGAAAAAAAAUGAACAAGAAGCAGUACAUAAAGGGAAGAAAAAGCUGGUAGUUGAUGAUGAUUCAGAGGAUGAAGAAGUAGAAUCCGAAUCAGAAUCAGAAGAACAAAAAGUAGUUGCAGAUGGCAAAACGGAGGAAGAAGAUUAA
Molecule: messenger RNA, 435 nt
Organism: Papaver somniferum (opium poppy)
Lineage: Eukaryota; Viridiplantae; Streptophyta; Magnoliopsida; Ranunculales; Papaveraceae
Product: high mobility group nucleosome-binding domain-containing protein 5-like
Exons: 1
Coding region: 1-435 (144 amino acids)
Source: RefSeq, a predicted model, not a curated record